Molecule: messenger RNA, 420 nt
Organism: Abrus precatorius (Indian licorice)
Lineage: Eukaryota; Viridiplantae; Streptophyta; Magnoliopsida; Fabales; Fabaceae
Exons: 3
Coding region: 45-392 (115 amino acids)
Source: RefSeq, a predicted model, not a curated record
CAUAGAAGUUGGAGGACAGAAGCAGGUUUUUUGGGUUGAGGAAAAUGACGACAAAAGAGCGAAAGAUAAUGGUGGGUGUGGAUGCGAGCCAGGAGAGCAUGUUUGCACUGUUUUGGUGCAUCACCAACCUAAUUGCUGACACCCCAAACGUUAAACUAGUGCUGCUUUACGUCAAGCCACCCCCUCUUCUUCACUCCUUCAAUGUUGCAUGGAACAUGUUUCCCAGUUAUUUUGUUUCAGCUGUGGAAAAACACGGCAAGGAUUUGGCUAAUUCAGUAAUGGAAAGAGCUGGAAAUAUUUACAAGAACUUACACCACCAAUAUCAAAAUGGAGAGAGUAAUUGGGUGCGGAGAUGCAAAGUAUGUGAUAUGCAGUGCGGUUCAGAAACUUGAGGCUGAUACCUUGGUCUUGGGAUCUCAU